Capsicum annuum is the source of this 3327-nucleotide messenger RNA. RefSeq names its product guanylate kinase 2. The coding region runs from base 1661 to 2977 and encodes 438 amino acids. NCBI's taxonomy places the organism in Eukaryota, Viridiplantae, Streptophyta, Magnoliopsida, Solanales, Solanaceae. Gene Ontology annotation, cellular component: cytosol. The record is from RefSeq and is a predicted model, not a curated record. The transcript is spliced from 11 exons. Gene Ontology annotation, biological process: purine nucleotide metabolic process. Gene Ontology annotation, molecular function: protein binding; GMP kinase activity.
AGUUUUAUGUGGAAGACAUUAUUUUUUGAUCUGGUUUUUUUAGUUUGAUUUGUGUGUUUCAAAUUGAAGGGAUGUUUUUUUGCUUAUGUCUAUGGUGAGUUCUUGAAAAGUUUGAAUUUUUAGUAUAGCUGUUCUUGAGCUCAAUGGUAAAAAUGUGGUUUAUGGAUUGUUCUGAUUAAGUUAAUGUUAAAAUUUUACACGAAAGGUAUGAUUUUUGAUCUGGGGUUUCUAGUUUGAUUUGUGUUUUUUCAUUAUCAUGUUCAAAUUUUUGAUUGAAGGUAUUUUUUUGUUAUCUUUAUGGUGAAUACCUUAAAGAUUAAACCUUUAAGUUUAGCUGUUCUUGAGCUCAAUGGUAAAAAUGUGCUUAAUGGAUUGUUCUGAGCAUUUUUUUUAAUGUGGUAUUUAGGGAGAAGCUCUAACUUUCUUUGCUGAUAAACUUUUGGGAGGUUUUAUAAGUUUAAGUUGAAGUUUUAUAUUUGUCGGUUAAUGUUAAAGUUUGACGUGAAUGACAUGGUUUUUUGAUCUGGGGUUUCUAGUUUGAUUCGUCUUUUUUCAUUAUCAUGUUUCAAAAUUUGAUUGAAGGGAUCUUUUUUUGUUAUAUUUUGAACUUUUGAUUUAGUUGUUCGUGAGGUCAAUGGAAAAAAUAUGCACGGAUGCCCCAGUGCAGAGGUGUGAGAGGUUGGCUAUAGAUGGUUCUAGGUGAGGUAGAGAUAGGCUGAAGAAAUACUGGAGGGAGGUGAUUAGACAUGACAUAGAACAGUUACAACUUACCGAGGACAUGACCUUAUAUAGGAAGAUGUAGAGGAUAGAAUUAGGGUAGAAGGUUAGUAGGAAGGAGUGCGUCCUUGAUAGUAAGUAGGAGUGCUUUGUUUUGUUACCUGUGCUAGUAGUUAUAGUGCUAUGCUUGUAGUGUCUUGUCCUUGGAGUUUUGGUGAUGUUUGUUGCUUCUAGGAACGGAGCUAGGUUGUGGCCGGGGUUCAUCCGAAUUCCUAUCGGCAGAAAAUUAUACUAUUUAUAUACGUUUGAAAUUAUUUUUUAUGUAUAUAUAGUAGACGUCAAACUCCCUACGGCUAGUUUGUGUGUCUACUUCUUUAUAUUUUGAACUCGCUUAAUGAAAAUUCUGAUUCCGCCACUGGUUGUUUCAGUUAGAUCGUUUGUAGCAUUAGUUUGUGGUAGUAUUGUUUCUGUUAUUAUCUAUUCUUGUGUUACUACCUAUGGUUGCUUGUUUUCCUAUUAUGCCUUUUCGAGACUGUUUUUUGUCUUGAGCCGGGAUCUAUCAGAAACAACACCUCACCUCUGAGGUAGUGAUACAGACUGCGUACGCUUUAACCCUCCCCAUACCCCAUUUUGUGGGAAUAUACCGGGUAUGUUGUUUUCGUCGGAUUGUUUGUUCCGAUCAAUUUUUGUUUUUUAGCAAAAAAAGAAAGAGAUUAAGUGGCUUUCCGAGUCACUAUAAUUUGUCCUUUAUCAGUUAAUGUUCAUAUGUUUUCUUGUUCAGAUUGAUUUCUAUGGUCCUUGUGAUCUUUAUUGAACAGGGGUUUUAGCUUAUGUCUAAUUUGAACGGUCCCUAUUUUGUUCGUUUAUUACUUGGUGAAAUAUUUUUGUGAAGGUGUUAAUCUUGAUAUGGGGUUUCUAGUUUGAUUUUUGUUUUUCAGAUAUCAUGUUGAAUUUUUUGGUUGAAGGGAUCUUUUUUUUGUUAUCUCUAUGGUUCAAGUUUUUGAUUGAAGGGAUUCUUUUUUUAAUCUCUAUGGGAGAAGCUCCAGCUUUCUAUGCUGAUAAUCUUCCGGGAGAUAUUCAAAAGAAAGUUGAUGCACAAUCCGAGUGCAAUGAAAGAACUGUCGUUGUUGGCAGCAAAAUAUAUGUGAUUGAUGGGGUUGAUCAUGAGUCGGGGUCGACUAUUGGAGUUCGAAUCUUUGAUAAAUCUAGUGGGGAAUGGAUAAACCCCACCGUGUUGGGAACAAAACCCAAGUCGUCUAAGCACCACUCAGCUGUGCUUUUAAAUGAUGAUCGCGUGUUAGUUGUCAGAGGGAACUCCGAUUCUAGUGAAUGCUUGUGGUUUCUUGAGGUGGGCACCCCCUUUGUUAAAGAACAUGAAAAGAAUUUAGGGGAUGAGGUGGUUGCCUGGAGCAAAGGAGUUUUAGGCAAUGCCGAGAAGCCCAUUGUCAUUAGUGGCCCUUCGGGAGUGGGUAAGGGCACCUUAAUAUCAAAGCUAAUGAAAGAAUUUCCAUCCGCUUUCGGAUUUUCUGUGAGCCACACAACCCGAGCACCAAGAGAAAAGGAGCAGAAUGGGAUUCAUUACCAUUUUACCGACCGCAAUGUGAUGGAGAGAGAGAUAAAGGAUGGCAAGUUCCUCGAGUUUGCUUCUGUUCAUGGUAAUCUCUAUGGAACAAGUGUAGAAGCUGUUGAGGUAGUUGCUGAUGCUGGCAAGAUAUGUAUCCUUGAUAUCGAUGUUCAAGGAGCAAGGUCUGUGAGGGCUACCGCUCUUGACGCCAUUUUCAUUUUCAUCUCUCCUCCUUCUUUUGAAGAGCUUGAGAAGCGUCUUCGUGCAAGGGCAACUGAGACUGAAGAACAAAUCCAAAAGCGUCUCCAGAAUGCUAGGGCAGAACUUGAACAAGGGAAAUCAUCUGGUCUGUUUGAUCAUAUAUUGGUAAACGAUGACCUUGAAACUUGUUAUGAGAAACUCAAGGACAUUUUGUGCCUAAGAGACGGCGUGAAGUCUGCUUGUAACACAUUUCCAGAAUCAGUCGACUUGUCCAUCGAACAUCCAGUGUCAAAGAUUGAUCAAAAGCUUAUGAUCAACUGUACCACCGCCGAACAUGAAAAGGCAUCGAAUAACAUGUAUGCUUUGAACUUGUCUUUGAUCAAAGGAGGAGCGCCAGGACGGACAAGAGGACUAAACAUGUACGCCGUCAAUCCUUUGACUGAUGAUGUAAACGGAACAUCACACAUCCCAGAACUUAAUGGUAUCCAGUUUUGACCGAAUACUUCUUUUCUUCUUUUAAGUCGAUACAGAGGGCUCGAGCCUCUUUGAAAGAACACAAUUUUGACUUCCUGAGGUCAUCGUUGGAGUGCAAGAAUGAUUCGAUCCAUUAUGUCACCUUCCCAUCCUCUAUUCAGGAGGAUCACUCAAAGAAAAAGUGUGCUGGAUAUUUCAUUCAUCUUCUAAAAGAAAAAUCGUUUAAAUGUAGUCAUUGCCAUGAAGUUUCAAAUUCCAUUGACCAUAGCUUCACGCGAUCAUCGUGAUGCUGCUUUCCCUUCUCUUUUCAAUGUUGCUAUUGAACUUUUACAUCUAUGAUUAUAUCAAAGUUAAGACAAUAUCUUAUAACA